Molecule: messenger RNA, 2373 nt
Organism: Aspergillus wentii DTO 134E9
Lineage: Eukaryota; Fungi; Ascomycota; Eurotiomycetes; Eurotiales; Aspergillaceae
Product: terpene cyclase/mutase family protein
Exons: 2
Coding region: 1-2034 (677 amino acids)
Biological process (GO): triterpenoid biosynthetic process
Cellular component (GO): lipid droplet
Molecular function (GO): intramolecular transferase activity
Source: RefSeq, a predicted model, not a curated record
AUGGACACUUGCGAGAAAGACACCCCCUUGCUUCCGGCUGUCAGCAAGGCAUUAACCCAAGCCGCUAAUUUCACUUUCCACCAUACCCGACAAGAUGGCCAUUGGUAUGGUGAGCUUGUGGCCAACCCAUCUCUCACGGCUGAAUACAUCACUCUCCUUUACGCCUUGCAACUACCCGUCGCAGAGCCGAAUCGUUGGAUUUCAUGGCUCCUAUCGGAACAAAAACCCGAUGGAUCAUGGGGUCUUGUUCCGGAGAUGCAGGGGGAUGUUUCAAUGACGGUGGAAUCUUAUCUGGCCCUCAAGGUCUUGGGUCUCUCACCAAAUGAACCUUGUCUGCUGACAGCACGAGAUUUCAUUCUCUCGGUUGGCGGUGUUGCAAAGGUUCGGAUCUUCACUCGGUUCUACCUCGCUAUUUUCGGUCUAUUUCCUUGGAAUGCUCUACCUGAGCUCCCACCGGAGUUGAUUCUCGUCCCAACAUCAGCGCCAGUCAGUAUAUAUUACAUGGCAUCCUGGGCUCGCGAUACAGUCAUCCCGUUACUUCUUAUUUCUUACCAUCGCCCUAUUUUCCGUCUACCGAAUGGCCGAUCAGAAUCAAAUGAUUACCUUGAUGAGCUGUGGUGCAUGCCAGCAGCCAAGGUGGUGGCAUAUUCGCCCGGUCUAUGGGAUUUAUGGAAAACGGACUUGACCGGACUCUUCUUCGCCGGGGCGGAUAAGAUCCUCCACGGUAUCGGCGGAUUAAUGCGGAGCUAUUCACCCAUACGAUCAUACGCUCGACGAAAAUGUGUCUCUUGGGCCUUGGAGCACCAAGAGGAAGAAGGAGGGUGGGGAGGUAUCUUCCCCCCGAUGUAUGGUGGUGUGUUGGCUCUGUUCCUGGAGGGAUUUCCACUCUGUUCUGAUCCCGUACGGCGGGGAUUAGAGGCCACGGAAGGAUUUCUCUGGAGUGACGGUGUAGGCAAGCGAAUGCAGGGCUGUAUUUCGCCCAUGUGGGAUACAAUUCUUAUGAGUAUCGGCUUGCUGGAUGCUGGGCUACCGGGAGACCAUCCAUCCGUUCAGAAAUCCCGGAUCAAAGCGCGACAGCAAUUAGGUCCUCACGGGGACUGGCGAGUACUGCGCCCGCAUAUCCGGGCUGGCAGAUUCAGCUUUGAGUACUUUCAUGUCUGGAAACCGGAUACGAACGAUACAGCCGCUGCCGUACUAGCAAUGGUCAAGCAGGAUCCUACUUCAAUGGGCUCGACGCCGGUUCUAUAUGCAUUGCAGUGGAUUCUAGGAAUGCAGAAUCCAGAUGCUGGAUGGGGUGCAUUCGACUAUACGAAUGACAAGUUAUUCUUCAAUAAGAUCCCUUUCAGCGACAUGGAAGCCAUGUGUGAUCCCUCGACAGCAGACGUUACCGGCCGGAUACUCGAAGCAUUCGGUCUUCUCCUGCAAGCAAAGGGUAAACAUACCGUACCCGGAGAACUCCAAGGAGCUAUGAUUGUAUCCUCAACACGAGCCUUACACUACCUUUCCUCCGAACAAGAACCAACCGGCGCAUGGUAUGGUCGCUGGGGCGUCAACUACAUAUACGGCACCAGCAACGUCCUAUGCGGACUGGCCUACUUCAACACGAAAGAAAGGAUCUACAACGGAGUGCAAGAACAAAUCCAAUCCGGACUCCACUGGCUGGUCUCAACCCAAAACCCCGACGGCGGCUGGGGCGAAACAGUAGAAACAUACCGCCAUCCAAACCUCGCAGGCCAUGGCCUUUCAACGGCCUCUCAGACGUCUUGGGCACUUAUGGGUCUCCUGGCGCAUCUUCCUCCAACAGAUCCGGCUAUCAGACGUGGGAUUCAAUAUCUUCUGCAGAAUCAGGCGUCGAAGGAAGGGUGCCCCGGGGAAUCGUGGCAUGAGACGGCGUUUACGGGAACAGGGUUCCCGAAUUAUUAUUAUAUGCGGUAUUCGUUUUAUUCGCAUUAUUUUCCUAUAAUGGCUUUGGGGAGGUAUGCGAGGUUGAUGGAGUGUAAGGUAUCGAAAGAUGUUGAUCUUGAUAAAAUAUAGUUAAUAUACGAUGAUAUUCUCAUCUCGCCCGCAAAUCCCCCGUCUUCAUUCGACGGCCUGGAGAUCUACAAAACAAUUCUUUGGGUACUCAUCCUGAUCUGCCAUAAUUACUCCCCGUACGGUCACGAAAAAGGGCAGUCAAUCGAGGACCCAAUGAAUUGUCGCAGGCAAAGUGAACAUUUGACUCGCUAAUCUGACCUGCUGGCGCAACCAUAGAAUGGUAGGUUUCACAUACAUGUCAUGUGUGCCGCCUUACAUCAGGUGCUGUCAAAUAGUAUCUAAUAGAGAUGACGCCGACACUAGUUAUUAGACAUCAAUCUAUAGAAAGAUACUUGUGGC